Messenger RNA from Microthlaspi erraticum, 996 nucleotides. NCBI's taxonomy places the organism in Eukaryota, Viridiplantae, Streptophyta, Magnoliopsida, Brassicales, Brassicaceae. The record is from the annotation of a GenBank genome assembly.
AUGACUCCGCCUGCUGACGAUGCUUGGAUCCGUUCAUAUCACCGCUUGCUUCCCCAAUCGCAAUCUCUUAAUCUCAUAUCUUCCCACCAGUCAGUUAUAGCGGUUGCAAUCUCCAGAGUGAAUCAGUUUGACGCUGCACGGCUAGAUGUUGAAAUGUCUGCCAUGUUGAAGGAACAGUUGAUUAAGGUUUUCACUUUGAUGAAGCCAGGAAUGCUGUUUCAAUACGAACCAGAACUCGACGCUUUCCUUGAGUUUCUCAUUUGGAGAUUCUCUAUUUGGGUUGACAAGCCUACGCCCGGAAAUGCUCUCAUGAACCUAAGAUACAGAGAUGAAAGAGUUGCACAACGACUGGGGAAAGUUAGAACAGGACUUGAAGGCCCAGGACUUACUGCUCCUCAAAAGAUAUGGUACUGUGUUGCCUCCGUUGGUGGUCAGUACCUCUUCUCCCGUCUGCAGUCAUUUUCUGCUUUCCGUAGAUGGGGUGACUCUGAGCAGAGACCAUUGGCGAGGCGACUUUGGACCCUCAUUCAACGAAUCGAAGGCAUCUACAAAGCUGCUUCUUUUCUUAACCUCUUGUCAUUUCUUUAUACGGGAAAGUAUAGGAACCUCAUUGAAAAAGCUUUAAGAGCUAGGCUUGUCUAUAGGAGCCCCCAUAUGAACCGCUCUGUCAGCUUCGAAUACAUGAAUCGCCAACUUGUCUGGAAUGAAUUUUCGGAAAUGCUUUUGUUGCUUCUUCCGCUGCUCAACUCUUCAGCUGUUAAGAAUAUUCUUAGUCCAUUUGCCAAGGACAAGUCCUCAAGCGCUAAAGAGGAUACAUUGACUUGCCCCAUUUGCCAAGUUGAUCCUGCAAUCCCCUUUACUGCUCUGCCUUGCCACCAUAGGUACUGUUACUACUGCAUAAGGACCCGCUGCGCUUCAGCAGCAUCGUUUCGGUGUCUUAGAUGUAACGAGCCUGUCGUAGCCAUACAACGGGAAGGUAUUUCAAGUGGCAAAUGA